AUGGCCCCUCCCCCUGCUUCUAUCGUUGCACGCAACCAUGCUGAUAUUUCCGCACCUACGUGCAAGAUCCACACUGUCGAGACCAAAGUCACACACCGCAUUGGCGAGCCUCUUGGCAAAGUCACUGGUAUUGAAGAGAUCACUCAGCGGUUUGUUGACCUCCUACCUGAGCAGCAUACUAGGAAGUACAAGCAUGAAGAACUCGAGCCAGCUUUCCCUGAUAUCAAAUGGGAGCCCCUGGCGGAGAUUGAUGUCCCAGAAGAUGCUGGGAAGCGAGCUGAUCCUAAGUACAAGCAGCUUUUCGCUGCUGCCACUGAAGUUGAUCAUUUAACCCCUGGUUUUGGGACCGUAUUAUAUGGGCUCAAACUCAGCGAAUUAAAUGACCAGCAAAAAGAUGAACUUGCUCGGCUUGUGGCCUUCCGUGGUGUCGUAUUUUUCCGUGAGCAGAAUGAUCUUGACAUCCAAAAGCUUCUCAAGCUUGGUCGUUACUAUGGACCGCUGCAUCGCCACGCCUCCACCCCGCUUCCUAGAGGUGCUUUGAAAGACGAAAGCCUUUUAGAUGUUCAUGUUGUUAAAGCAACCGAAGAACGUUUCCUUUCUCAAACAAUCAGCCAAGGCCGACUCUGGCAUUCGGAUGUCAGCUAUGAGAUUCAGCCACCCUCGUACACCUUCCUCCAGCUCCUUGAGGGACCCCCAACUGGCGGCGAUACCCUGUGGUCUAGUGGGUACAACUUGUAUGACCGUUUAUCUUCUAGCCUUCAGAGGUAUUUGGAGGAUCUGGUUGCUGUUCAUACUGCCAAUGAGCAAGCAGCGGAAGCUCGUCGGAACGGGCACCCUGUUCGUCGCGAGCCCGUAACCAAUGAGCACCCUGUGAUACGUGUGAAUCCCGUUACUGGCUAUCGCUCUGUUUAUGUGAACUCAGGGUUUACUCGCUACAUUAAAGGCAUCCCCAGAGAAGAAAGCGACGUUAUCUUACGCUACUUAUUUGAGCUCACGGCAACCGACGUCAACAAUACCGUUCGCUGGCGUUGGAAAGAGAACGACGUAGCAGUGUGGGAUAAUAGAUCUACUUUUCACUCCGCCUCAUUCGGCUUCUGGCCUCAUUAUCGUCAUGUUGCCCGGGUUACUCCCCACGGUGAAAAGCCGUACGGAGGAGCUGGCCUAGGGGAAUCUCAACAAGACAAGCUGCUGGAAAAGUUUGAUGCUCCGAAUGUAAAGCUUUUUAGUACAGAUUCGUAUGAUUAA
Wickerhamiella sorbophila is the source of this 1245-nucleotide messenger RNA. Its product is annotated as Putative alpha-ketoglutarate-dependent sulfonate dioxygenase. Bases 1 to 1245 code for a protein of 414 amino acids. The transcript has a single exon. The record is from RefSeq and is a predicted model, not a curated record. Gene Ontology annotation, cellular component: cytoplasm. Gene Ontology annotation, molecular function: 2-oxoglutarate-dependent dioxygenase activity. NCBI's taxonomy places the organism in Eukaryota, Fungi, Ascomycota, Dipodascomycetes, Dipodascales, Trichomonascaceae.